AUUCUAAAAAACGCUCUCGUUUAUUUCCUCUUCAUUCUAGCAAUUUUGGCCGAGACCGUGUUCUCGCAGAACUGCAUGGAUACUAGUUGCCCUGGCCUUAAGGAAUGUUGCAGCAGAUGGGGUUUCUGUGGCACUAAAGAUGAUUACUGUGGAUUCUUUUGUUUCAGUGGCCCUUGCAAUAUCAAGGGAAAAUCCUACGGAUAUGACUACAACGUGGAUGCUGGUCCACGUGGUAAAAUAGAGACCGUUAUCACACCAGCGUUGUUCGAUAGCAUCAUGAGCAAAGUCGAAAGCAACUGCUCGGCAAAAGGAUUCUACACUUACGAGGCUUUCAUCACUGCUUUCAAAUCGUUUGGAGCUUACAAAGGAAAGGUGGCUAAACGUGAAAUCGCUGCCAUAUUGGCUCAUUUCUCAUAUGGAUCUAAAAGUUUUUGUUACAAAGAAGAAAUAUCCAACGAGAGGUACUGUUCAAAGAGCAAGAAGUACCCUUGUGAACCGGGGAAAAACUACUAUGGUCGCGGUUUGCUACAAUCAAUCACAUGGAACGAGUAUUAUGGUGCUGCCGGCAAGCACCUGGGGCUACCUCUGUUGAAGGAUCCAGAUCUGGUGGCUCGUAGUCCAGAAGUUGCUUUCAAAUUCGCAAUGUGGUUCUGGAAUAGAAACGUGCGUCCGGCUUUGUACUUAGGAUUUGGAGAAAUCACAAAGAGAGUUGAUGGCCGUGAAUGUGGUAACUGGCGUCGUGAUGAUACGAAGAACAAGAUUAAGCAAUACAUAGAGUUCUGCGAGAUGCUUGGGGUAACUCCUGAUCAAGGUCUAGAUUGUUAAAGUCAUUAAUGUGUGGCAAUACUUUUAAAUUAAUAAUAACUAAUUUGAUGGACCUACGUAUAAUAAAAUAUAUUUGGUUUA
Arabidopsis arenosa is the source of this 906-nucleotide messenger RNA. The record is from the annotation of a GenBank genome assembly. Lineage: Eukaryota; Viridiplantae; Streptophyta; Magnoliopsida; Brassicales; Brassicaceae.